Molecule: messenger RNA, 1242 nt
Organism: Acanthosepion pharaonis
Lineage: Eukaryota; Metazoa; Mollusca; Cephalopoda; Sepiida; Sepiidae
Source: the annotation of a GenBank genome assembly
AUGUUUGCUUUACUUUUUUCUCAGACCAGUGUCAAUUUCAAUUUGAUGUUUGCCUUUCUUUUCUCAGACCAGUGCUCUUUACCUGUCAAUUUCUUUUGGAUACCAGUGUUUUUACCUCGUCAAUUUCUUUGGAAUUUCCUUUUUUUCUCAGACCAUGCUUUUUACCUGUCAAUUUCUUUGGAUGUUUGCCUUUUCUUUUCUCAGACCAGUGCUCUUUUACCUGUCAAUUUCUUUGAGACCAGUACCAGUGCUCUUUUACCUGUCAAUUUCUUUUUGAUGUUUUCUUUUUUCCUUUUCUUUUCAGACCAGUGCUCUUUACCUGUCAAUUUCUUUGGAUGUUUGCCUUUCUUUUCUCAGACCAGUGCUCUUUACCUGUCAAUUUCUUUGGAUGUUUGCCUUUCUUUUCUCAGACCAGUGCUCUUUACCUGUCAAUUUCUUUGGAUGUUUGCCUUUCUUUUCUCAGACCAGUGCUCUUUAUGUUUCUUUGAUGUUUGGCCUUUCUUUUCUCAGACCAGUGCUCUUUACCUGUCAAUUUCUUUGAUGUUUGCCUUUCUUUUCAGACCAGUGCUCUUUUACCUGUCAAUUUCUUUGAUGUUUGCCUUUCUUUUCUCAGACCUGCUCUUUUACCUGUCAAUUUCUUUGAUGUUUGGUUUUCUUUUCUCAGACCAGUGCUCUUUACCUGUCAAUUUCUUUGGAUGUUUGCCUUUCUUUUCUCAGACCAGUGCUCUUUACCUGUCAAUUUCUUGUGAACCACACCCAGCUGAAGAGUUACUUUCUUUUUGUAGAUGUCUAAGCUGCACCCUACCUACUUUUCUGUAUCUUGUAAACACCACCUAUGUGAAGUUUCCUUCAUUGUUUGAUCACAUUGAAUUGUUUCUUUUUAUUUUACAUUUUCCUACCAUUUUUUUCCCUUUUCUUUUGUUAAAAAAGUCCUUUUCAAUUCUUCAGUUAAUUCUCUCCCCUUCCUCUCACCUUUUGUGCAAACAUCCUCCUCCUCCUCCCACUACCAUCACCACCAAAGAAGAAGAACAAGAAAUGAAUCCAGCAAUUUACAUUUUUUCUUCUUCUUCUUCAACCCCCCCCCUCCAAUUCUCUCUCUCUCUUCACUGCUACAAAAAGCUGACACUGCUCCAUAUUUUCUGUCUUUGUUGCUUUUAUUUUGAUGAGAAAAUCUGUCUGUUGGCUCAGAAUUUCUUUUGCAGAAGCCUUUUCUCUUUACUACUUUCUUAUUCCCACCCCUGA